Messenger RNA from Mya arenaria, 6029 nucleotides. RefSeq names its product plexin domain-containing protein 2-like. NCBI's taxonomy places the organism in Eukaryota, Metazoa, Mollusca, Bivalvia, Myida, Myidae. The transcript has 15 exons. Bases 68 to 1672 code for a protein of 534 amino acids. The record is from RefSeq and is a predicted model, not a curated record.
ACAGGUAUUUUAAUCGGAUAUCUUGGAUGUUUACGUUGGUUGCAUAUUCUGUGUUAAAUUAACAAAUAUGGCGAAAAGAAGGAUUAUGGAUGCCAAAUGCACUGUGAUAAUUUUUGUGUUUUCAUGUUUGAUUGGAACAUUACGUGCAAAUAAAGAUAUAUCGUACAAUAUAGACUCAGUAUCAUUAAAAGAUGCGUCUGUGAUAUCGUUGGAGGAAAGGCAUCGGAGACAGUCUGGUGAUGCUCCAGCACAAGGGGAUACGACUACUGCACCCAAUCUUCUGGACUACAAUAUUAUGCAUGAUGACCAUACCUACUACAGAUCAACGAUGCUUCUUCGUGAGAUGGCGGACAGCUACUGGGUAGAAUUGUUGGACCAAGUUGGCCACACCACACUUUCGGACAGUCAUCGAACAGCAGUGACUGCGAAGCUGCCUUUCCAGUUCCCGUUUUAUGGACACACAGUGACAAAUAUUACCAUAGCAACCGGAGGUUUUAUAUACAUGAGUCCAUUCAUCCACAAGUUUUUGACAGCCACCCAGUACAUAGCGCCGUUGAUGGCAAACUUCGACACAAAAACUGGCGGCAAAAACUCAACAGUGGUAUUUAAACAUGUUGAUCAAAAGUUUGUGGUUGAAUGGAGAGAUGUCCAUCUACAGGACCAGAAUGAUACAGGCACAUUCAGAUUCCAAGUCAUUCUUCAUUAUAAUGGCUCAAUCAUCUUCGUGUACAAAAAGAUGCCGAUUCGGCCGUCCCAAAUUUCAGAUCGGAACCAUAAAGUUGCGUUUGGUUUAUCGGAUGCCUUCUAUUAUGACACCGAAUAUGUUGAUGAUGAUGGCCAAAGCAAAAAGCGUCGUACAAUUUACGAGUACCACCGAGUUGUGCUGAAUACAACAGAGAUACAAGAGGGAACUGUGGUUAUUCUUCAUCCGAAACCAACAUGUAACAGUUUCAAUGACUGCGAGUCUUGUGUAACAGCCAGCAUUGGUUUUACCUGUAAGUGGUGCGGAAUUAUCCAACGAUGUUCCGACAGCGUGGAUUGGCACAGACAGGAGUGGUUGAAGGCUGGGUGUGUCCAUCUGGCAACAGAUAGUGUAACUGAUUGCAUUGUCAUGGAACCAAAUACCACUACAACACCAACAACUACUAUUGCUAUGGAAACUGAGGUGACAGGGGCUUUAAAUUCUACAAGUGCUUCACCUUUUACAACUGGAUCUACUAGAAGUGUAAAAACAGAACCUACCUCUGUGGCUACCAGUGCGACUGUCAAAACAGACACCACAUACAUGCCUACUAACGCAACACUAGAUUAUCACCCAUGUUUUGAUAGGUCUGGGUCCGCCAAUUGUUCGAUGAUUCCCACAAAACAUCCGGAAAAACAAACAGACACAACGAGUGACACUUUACAUUUUGUAGACGAUCACUCCAACAUGCCGAAUGAUGGUGUGGGAACGAAGGUCGCAGUGAUUGUGAUUGUAAUCGUUCUGGUGGUGAUCCUUGUUGGAAGCAUUGCUGGCUGGAUCUACUACGCCUACACCCACCCAACAUCCGCAUCUGGCAUGUGGCUCAUGGAGCACCGUCCAAGUCAGAUGAAGGCUAAGAUGGCAAAUAUGAAAUUCUGGAAGAGUAACGGAGCAGCGGGUGACAAAUACGCUGUUGAAAGCUCUGCGUAACAUUGCAACGUGAUUCUGUGUUGUGAUAGACACGUUAACAUUGCGCAUCAAUUGUGUUUUGGCACAGUCCAUGAAGAUUCUAUUCUGCAAAACUUAAUUUUGUUAUAUUCUGUUUUGUUAUGUUUAUGUUAGUCUUUUACUUUAUGUGUAGUUAUAUUUUUUGAUGAAAAGGGAAAUGAAAAGAUCUGAAAUGUAAUGAAUCUGAAGAAGAAAAAAUAUUUCCAUAUUAAAUAAUAUGCGUGUGUUGCCUUAGAACAUGUUAUAUAGCAUAUAUAACAAUGCCUUUACCUAACUAUAAGGCCAGAUGAAAACCCAUAGCCAACAGGGUUUUUUAUUUGACAAAAAAUGACGCUCUGUGAAAAGUGAUAAGACUUUAUGGGAACUGUUACGAAUUAAAAAUUAAGAUGUGAAAAAUAUUUACAUUUUAUUUUUUUCUGGCUUAAUUAAGGGACAUAAUGAAAUAUGUUUUUUGUCCAUUUUGUAAUCUGAUAAAAUAAUUAGAUACAAUAUUUGAUAACAUAAAAGGGUGUGGAAUAGAUUAUAUUUUAUAAAUUAAGCAGUAUACAUAAUGCUUGUGUUAUGAAAAAAGGAGAAAAAAAACAUAUCCACAAUGUUUUUGUACAUUAUAUUGAUUAAUUUGUUUGUUUGGAACUAUGUAUACAUGGCAUGUAUUAAGCAGACUCAUACCUGUUGAACAGUACUUAAUGAUUAAUGAUUUGUUGCUUUAAGACUGUGAUGAUUUCUGUAAAAUUUAUCUAUUUCAUUCUCAUGUACAAAAUACUUUUUAUAAUUUUCAAACCAAUGAAGAAAUGAUAUUGGAAUUAUUAUCAACCUACUGCAAGUUGUAAGCUGCAUUUCAAGCUGUUAUACAAUUAUCAUUAAUAUAUUGGUACAAAAGACAGAAAUGUCAAUAUUUGUUAUUUUAUAUUUUACUUUGUCAAAAAAACUCACUUGGCCUAUAAUACUCAGGAUUUAAUUAUAAUGUUUUUCUAUGUAUAUAUACUCAUACCGAUAUAGACUAUUUUAAUCUGUUGAUGUUUUCGUUUUUUUAUUAUUUUGUAUAAUACAAUAUGUAAUUCCCCUUUUCAUUAACAAAUUAGUUCAGUUGAAAUUAAAAAAGCCCUUACUCUUGAACCAUUGUUAGCACAUCCAAAAAUAUGAUGAAAGUUUAUGAAUAUGAUACAUUAGUGUAAAUUUAAUUUUGUAUUGUUAACAAUAUACGUAUGUUUUCCUCAAUUGGGAAGCAGUAAAAAGAUGCUUUUAUUGUGAGCCAUCACACAUGCUGGUGAAUGAUUUAAUGUAAUAAUAGUAAAUAAUAUUAUUGUUAUAGCCAUGGCGUCGUCAAAACUUGAUCCUUGGCAAUCAAACUCAAAAACAGUUUGGCACUUUCAAUUGGAACUCCGUACACACAUUUCAAGAGAGAAUAUUCCAAGGCAUAGCAAGAUCCAUAAAUCUGUCUUUAAUUAUUAUUCAGUUAUGCACUCUUUUCGACUGUAAAAUAACAGAUGAACGUUUGGGUUCCUUUACCUGGCAAACUUGUCAACUUUAGUAUGAUAUAAACAACAACAUAUUGAAUGUACCUCAUUUUACAUGUAUUGACUCUGUCAUUCCAGAAUCUAACAAAUAACUCAAUGUUCCUUAAAUCCGGACAUGAUAUUUGGUUGUCGGUAGAUAAUGAUGACACCAUUAUAUAUUUUGUUAACAAGUUCAAAGACAAAUUAACAUACAAGAAGGUCUCCAUUUUCUAUUACAGUUGGGCAAAUUGUUUUUUUAGUGAUUUCCAUCCACAUCUAUUGAACAGAACAUACUUUUUUGUAAAACAAUGAUUCAGCAAAAAAGGCGAUGAUUUAUUGGACAAUCAAGUGUAUGGUUAAGUAAAUGGGCAGGGAUUUAUUGGACAAGCAAGUGUAUGGUUAAGUAAAUGGGCAAGGAUUUAUUGGACAAGCAUUUUGGUGACAAGUAAUGUUUUGGUUAAAGGGACUCGCUCAUGUUUUUGCAACAAUUUUUCACCCUGGUUAUACAUCUGAUGACACUUGUAUAAUGAUUAUCUUACUCUCUGGUACCGGAAUUACAGAAAUGUAUUGGUAAUACAUCUGAUGACAGUUGUAUAAUGUUUAUCUUAUUCUCUGAUACCGAAAUUACAGAAGAAAAUACUAUUUAAGUAUAAAAUGAAAUAUUCUGGUUUUAGUUGGAAACGAACCACCUUGGAACACUAAAGGAAAAAUGAGAAAACUUGUUGAAAAGUGUACCUAACGCUUUUCAAAACCCUGGACUUUUGUCAUACGAAACAAGUGCACUUUACAAAAACAAGAGCGAGACCCUUUAAUUUAUUUAUGGGAAAACGAGAAGUUUUUGAGUCAAAAAAGAAAUUUAUGGACAGGGAGUUAUUUGUUGGAUUCAAAAUUGUGUUGCUUUAUAGUUUGUUCUCAUAUGUAUGGCAAUGUUGCUUUCUUAUCACUCAAACACAUUUAAAAUGAAAAGUUCGUACUAAAGAAAUUGUAUAUUAUUGUGUGAAUUUUUUGUAUUUUCAAUUCAAAUUGUAUGUCUACUUAUUAUCAAAUCAAGUAGUCAGUCCUGUAAAUGCACAUAUACAAUACAUAUCGUUAGUGUGAAUGCCCUUAAAAAGUUGUCAAAUUGUUUGUGUAAAACUUCUACUGUACUGCAUAUGUGUUUAAGUCCACUUGGGCUCCACAAUACUUGAACUUGAAUAUGAAUGCAAAUACAAGAAAGAAAUGGAACUGUAAUGCUUCAAACGAGUCUGUCUUGAGCGUUUUGCAUUAAUUGUUAUUAUUUAUGCAUUUAAAACGAUCGUUGACAAACCAAUUUGCCAAUAACGACAAAUUUUCAUUGAGGCAGAAUUAGGGUUAGGGUUAGGGUUAGUAUCACAACUUCUUGUCAAUACAAUCUGAAUCUAUGGGAAAAUUUAAUUGAGCCAAAUUGAUAUAUUACCGUUAUCAUCGGAUAUCCCAAGUACUCUAUAAUCCUCAACAUGUUCUGUGGGAAAAUGACUGGCAAAAUAUUGUUUCCUUCGCAGGUAAAAAUCCUUGUGAAGUUUUGAUUAGGGAAGUUUCAGCAUCAUAUUUAUGCUACAGAUAUAUAAUCCCCAGAAGCUUUGAGUUGGAAUCGUUCCUGAUAAGAGCAAAAAUAGUAUAGCUGGAAGGAUCAAAUUUCUUUAAAUUCACAUUGUUUUCAUUUCUUUUCGUUUAUAUGAAACUUUGUCAGUCAAUACUCCAAAGGUACUUUUGUAGUGAAAACAGAAUGUGUACCAUAGGUGAAGAAGGAUUUUAUUUUCCUAUGGUUGUGAUUAUAAGAAUUUUGUAUAUAAUGUUGAUCAUUCAAGCAGAAUGUGUUUAUGGAAGUUAUUUUCUGUGAAUGUUUGCACUCGUGUAACUUAUUUGUUGAAGAAAUUAAUUGAAGAGUUUAUGAGUGAAAGUGAAACUGUUCUAUCUGGUUAUUAUAUAUCUUGUCAUGUAGAACUUUACACUUGCAUCAAUUAUUAACCAAUAGGCCGAUUGUGCAGAACUGUUUUACAAUUUACAAAAUUCAAGUACACAAAACCACUGUUAACCUUUUAAAAGGUGAUUUUUUUAUUUGCUUAUAUAUUUGGAAAGAACAAGUAGAGCUGAAUCUUGGUAAAACUAUUACAGAUCACAGAUGUAUCCAUCAAACAAUUAUGGCUGUGAAGAAUUUUAACAAAGUUCUGAACAAUCGGUUCAUUGGCUGUUGCCUUUUACUGAACUGCUGGUUUCGUGACUAUUCAAAAUAUUUUUUUUGUAAAAUUAAUUAAUUAUUUUUGAAAACAAUUAUUUACAUACUUGAAGUUCUGUAAUUUUGACUUUUCAAUUUAUAUCUUAUGAAUAUUACCGUACCCUGUGUAUACGGACAGGGCCGAAGAUGGCAAAUACAUGCAAUGGAUUGAUAAAUAUAACUCUGAAAGGUACCGCUUUCUGAUGACUGGUUUCUUAACUUUCCUAAACUAAGUUCAUAGGGUCAAGAAAAAAAAUAUGCGAAUUGUAAUUUUACUGUUAGCUUUUGAAGUAUAAACCCAGAUAAGAAAGAGCCGAGCAACUGACAACCAUAACUCUGGUUUUUAAUAUAUGUUAUAAUACUCACAGAUGAAAUAAUUGAAACGUUUUGCAAUUAUUGCAGUAAUAUUGACUUUGAAAAUUGUGACAGAUGUCUAUAUAUAUUUUUCAACAACAUGCAGUUUUUACAAAAUUGUGCAUACGAGCAUUUGUGAAAUUUAACGUUUUUGAUAUAAAAAUAGUGUUGGUAUAUAUGAAUUUUGAUAUUGGGCAAUGUUUGUUUACUCUGAUUGUGCAUUACAUUUACUAUUAUUAAUAAAACAUUUACUUUA